This is a messenger RNA of Peronospora matthiolae, 504 nucleotides long. The record is from the annotation of a GenBank genome assembly. NCBI's taxonomy places the organism in Eukaryota, Oomycota, Peronosporomycetes, Peronosporales, Peronosporaceae.
AUGACUGAGUCAAAGCCUUCGUCCAACACCCUUGAGGAAUUUUUAGAAGAGGGUAUCUUGGACUACGGGAUUAACACCGUCGCGUCGAGUGUCUAUGACAUACCUCCAGCUACGCCACCGGCGCGUGACACCACGCGCGUCGCGUCUAAUCCAUUCGUGGAACGCGAGGAGGUACCUUCACCCCUUGCACAGCGUGCAGACGUCGGACCGGCGUUGGGUGUGUUGAACAACACUCUUGAUGGAGAUCAAGCUCAAUACCUUCACUCGGUCAAUGACCACAGGCGUCAAGCAUAUAAAAAGCCACAGCGUAUGCUCGCAGUGGUCACCGCUUCACACGACCGAGUGUGGAUGAACGCGUUCGUCAAACAGCCGGGCGGUCACUCGCAACAUGGGUCACGGUAUUCAAAGCUGCUACAGCCAAAGAGCGAGCGCGGGGGAAGUCUCUCAGAGCGAGAAACCUGGGAGUCGAGCGUACAACCGCCCAAGAUUACCUCGACAGGCUGA